GCACUCCCCAGACCCGGGCUGCUUGUCGGCACAAGGAAGUCAACUCGAGCAACUGGGGGGGUGGGGGGGCAAGAAGAGUUGGUAAACUUUGAAAAGAGAAUAAUGUCGGAGUUCGACGCUAAUCCGUUCGCGGAUCCGGUGGAAAUAAAUCCCUUUCAGGACCCUUCAGUAACUCAGCAUACGAAUACAACUCAGCAAGGUAUUGAUGAUUUUAAUCCAUUCACGGAGAAUAGCAGGCUGACCCCUGUGGCAUCAGAUAUCAAAGUACCAGCUGGGCCGAAAACUACCCCUUCUCAACCAGCAAUCUUACAGCCUACAGUGGAACCUGCUCCUCAGGCCAAUGCCUCGGCUGCGCAGUUGGUACUGCUUCGACAGCAGGAAGAGUUAGAAAGAAAAGCUGCUGAACUAGACCGCAAGGAGCAAGAACUGAAGAAUGAAAAUUAUAAUGCAAAAAGAAGUAACUGGCCCCCUUUACCUUCAUUCUGUCCCAUUAAACCAUGUUUCUACCAGGACUUCGCAGCAGAGAUCCCAUCAGGCUUCCAGAGGACAGUAAAAAUGUUGUACUACUUGUGGAUGUUUCAUGCAGUCACACUCUUCUUGAAUCUUCUUGCUUGCUUGGCGGAGUUUAUUCGCGAUGCAACAUAUGGAGUCGACUUUGGCUUGGCAAUCUUGUGGUUUUUGCUCUUCACUCCUUGUGCCUUCCUGUGUUGGUAUAGGCCAGUUUACAAGGCUUUCAGGUCUGAUAGUUCGUUCAACUUCUUUUUCUUCUUCUUCAUCUUCUUCUGUCAAAUUGUUCUCUAUGUCAUUCAGGCAAUUGGCAUUCCUAACUGGGGUGUCAGUGGAUGGAUUGCAGCUUUAAGUUGGACACGCACCAACCUUGCUGUGGCAAUUAUCAUGAUGGUAGUAGCAACAUUUUUCACGUUGUGCGCAGUCUUGGCUUUGUUCCUUAUGCAAAGGGUACACGCGAUAUUCCGCAGGUCGGGGGCUAGCUUUCAGAGAGCACAGGAGGAAUUCUCGCAAGGGGUCUUCUCCAGUCCUGCCGUGCGAAGUGCUGCAGCUUCAGCCGCGUCAGCUGCUGCACAGAGCACCUUCCAAGGAAACUAAUCAUUGGGAAUUAUUUCUCAAACUUUCUCUUUGUACGUUCUUUAUAAAAGAUGCACUUUUAUUGGGCAAAAUGUGUACUUUGUGUGUCUAGCUGAUAAGGGGGUAAAGAUAUUUGGCUUCAAUCAGAGGGUUUCAAACUGAUGCAAUGACAAUAUCACUGUACGUCCUACGUUCAGGAACCAGCUGCUCAAUUGUUUGGGAUUAAAAAAAUACAUGUACAGAUUUAUGUAUUUUUUCAUAUUUUCUUGUCUAUGAAGAAUCAUUAACCAAUGUAUUGAUCAUUGGGGAGGUACAUUUACAGAAAAGAGUAAAUGUCAAACUAAUUUUAUCUUUUAAACUAUCUUCAUCAGGCACAUAGUAUUUUAUUCGUGUUUGCGAUAUUGCUCAACACUAUAAUAUUGCUUGCAAGCAAGGAGUGGUCAUCUGUUAUAUUCAGUAGCAUUACUUAUUAACUCUGUUAAUUAUGUGGGAAAUUACUGGGUGUGAUUGUUUUUUUUUGCAAUGGUUACCAGUCAUGGGGUUUUUGUCUUUUUAAAAACUGGUGUAAAAGUCAUACCAAUGAAACCUGCCAGCAUUGUAAUAAGAUUUAUCUUUAAAUGCUUCAAGAAGUUAGUUAAUGGUUGAUUCAGUGAUGUUUUAGGUUCAAAAGAUUUGGCUUUUUUUAAAAAAUAUUUAAAGAUGCCUACUUCAGGAAAUAAUCGGCAGGUCAAGCAGCACUGGAAAGAGAACAGCUACCACCAUUUCAAGCAUACAUCCACCCCACAGAAGGCAUAUAUUUUCAAAAACAAAAUUGCACAAGAAACAAGAAGGAAUAAACAGUGUGUGUACACAUUUUUUUCUGAUGCUUUGAUACCAUACCAUUCAGUUGAAACUCAUUCCCAUUCUGGCCAAGUAUAUAUCUGGCCUGUUUACAGAUGCUUACUUCACAAACCUGAGUAUUUGAAUUAUAGCUGUCUGAAUCUGAAGAAUAUCUUCCAUUUUUUUAAAUCAAUUUUUGUGAUUCUGAAUUUUGUGCAUAUUUAAAGGUGUGCUUUUAGGCAAUGGUGGUGUUAGUUGAGCAGUUUUUCUUGUCGUUUAUCGAAACAACCCUUGCUCAGAUGCCUUUGUUAGAAUCACUUCAAACUGUCCCUUUUAUUAAAAUGAAAUAUUUGUGUGGGGGUGGGGGGGGGCGCGGAAGAAGUACUUGAAUGAAGUUUUUGUCUUAAGGAGGUUAAUUGGCCGGAUUUGAUGUUUACUCUGAUUUAUAUAGUAACUAAAUUAGUCUUAAUUCAUUUGGAUCUUAAAUUCACCUCAUUUUAAAUACCUUAAUUUAAUCAUUCCAAUGUUAAUUUUUAUAAAUGGUGUUCUGUAACUGGGAACAGUACUACCAAAGUUCCUCUGUAUUUUGGGUUUUGGCUGGUUUUUGCAUAUGGUUACGCAGUCAAACAUUAAUAACCAGCCAUAUCAAUAAACAAUUUACAAAUUGGGAUGCUGUG
Mobula hypostoma (lesser devil ray) is the source of this 2579-nucleotide messenger RNA. RefSeq names its product secretory carrier-associated membrane protein 2-like. The transcript has 9 exons. The coding region runs from base 103 to 1104 and encodes 333 amino acids. Gene Ontology annotation, cellular component: trans-Golgi network membrane; recycling endosome membrane. NCBI's taxonomy places the organism in Eukaryota, Metazoa, Chordata, Chondrichthyes, Myliobatiformes, Myliobatidae. The record is from RefSeq and is a predicted model, not a curated record. Gene Ontology annotation, biological process: protein transport.